CCAUAGUGUAGGCGUUUCCCUAAAUGCUGGACCCUGACCGACAUACCUUCAGUAACGACCCGCAGGGUUACGACACUCCAAGGUUCAGGUGAUCAACGCACAGGUUUAAAAAAUCAAAAUGAACGACGACACACUCGAAAACAUGAUAUUUCGAGAAUACGACAUGGAGUCAUCAUUUUCUCAGGUCGUCUUUGUUAAUAUCCUGCGCUCGUACCAGAUUAACGUUCCUGUGAAAUGUUGUUACACCUUGACUGGAGGACUAAAACCCAACACUAGAGAUUGGAUUGGCAUUUUCAAGGUUGGCUGGAAGUCAGCACAGAUGUACUACAACUACAAGUGGGUUCAGCCUUCUUUGGAACAGGAUGGGCCUGAGCCCCUUCAGCAAGAAGUUGUUUUUAGUGAGUCCUACCUCCCUAAAGAUGAUGGGGAAUUCUAUCAGUUCUGCUAUGUGGACAGCAGUGGUCAGGUCAGAGGAGCCAGCACUCCUUUCUGCUUCCAGAACCCAGCAGAAGCAAGUCUAGACUGCAGCCUGGAUAAAGACCUUUUAGUGAUCACAACACAGGAGCAAGCAGAGCAGAUGGAGAAAGAGAAAGAGAGCCUCCUAUCUGAGAUGAAACAUCUGAAGGAUGAAAAUAAGAUUCUGAAGAAGGAGCUGGACGAAAGAUUGCACGAGAUUCACCGUCUUAGGAUUCAAAUAGAUAAACUAAAGCUCAGCAGUUUGUCCGAAACACUGCCACCAUCUUCUACUAAUCUCCUCUUCCUGACAUUUCAAAGAAAAUAAUACUAUGUUUCUUAAUUUUCGAACCUAACAUUAUCACAUGUCAAUAAUCUAUUCGACAGUUUGAGGUCUUGCACUCAUUUAUUCUUGGAGAGCAGAAAGUUAUGUAGACUUCCCUUCAGUGUUAAUAACCUAGCAGAAUGGCCUCCCAUGUAUGUUGAUUUGCAGACACAUGUAUUUUUUUCUUUUUUUUUUUUUUCUUUUUUUGCUGUACUACAAUGUAUUCUCUGUAAAACCAAUACUUAUCAAUAACAUUGACUCUGUAAAAGGGGGAAAAAAACACUGGAGUUCUCAGGAAAACCCCAAGUGAGGCAAAUGAUUAAUAUAUGCAUAAUUAUGCCAUGAUGUGAAAAGCUCACUUUCAGAGAUUUACUGUUAGAGAUUUGAGCUUUUUUUUUUUGCUAUUUUUUAUCAUUUUGAGAAUAUUGAAAAUGUAUUGAACAUAUUUCUUGGUGUUACUUUGUUUUGUGAGUUCUUGAAGAGGAUGCUAUUUCAAGAUGAGCUUCCAUAUCACUUCUGUAUAUACACAAACUUACCUUUUAUUGCUUUUGCAUUGGAGUAUCUGCUCCUUAAUUACUACUUGUUGUUAAAUAACAUGAUGUACAUGUUUUCCUUUUCAAUUGAUGUCAUAAAUCUGUAUUUAGGGCUAUAGUGUGGCCUGCACCCUAGAAUUGCAGUUACAAUUGUUCGUGACUAACUUUAAGAAAAAUAUACUGAGAAAGGUGCUGCAGGUGAUUAAUUUGGGCUUUGUCUCAAAUAAGCCAGGUGCCUUUUGCUUUAGC
Molecule: messenger RNA, 1560 nt
Organism: Electrophorus electricus (electric eel)
Lineage: Eukaryota; Metazoa; Chordata; Actinopteri; Gymnotiformes; Gymnotidae
Source: RefSeq, a predicted model, not a curated record